AUGGACUUAGUCAUCGUGACUCUCACGUACCUCACGUUUGUUGCCGGCGCCGCAGGCAUCAGAUUCUUUUCUAGUAGGAAGGAACAGAGUGGAAGCUCUGCAAAGUAUGAUGUUCCUCAGCCAGUGAAACGAGGCCAUGAGGUGCCCUCGCGGCCGACUCUGGCAGAGAAAAUGAGUUUUAUUUUGCUCCUUCAAAUUGUCUACAACAUCUUCCAGGUCGUGACUUGCUCCUACGUCGUGUACAAGGCCAUGUCUGUGUACAUAGCAGAGGGCUACUCGCUCGUAUUCAACAAGUUCGACCCCACACGAGAGAACAUGGCGGAGGUUGUUUGGCUGUUCUACUUGACGAAGGUGGUCGACUUGCUAGACACAGUAUUCAUUGUGUUUCGAGGGAAAUGGGCUCAGUUCUCGUUCCUGCACAUCUACCACCACGCAUCGAUCUUGUACAUGAUGUGGGUGAAUGCGAGCGUCGGCUACGACGGGGACAUCUACUUUGCUGUCAUCGCCAACGGCUCGAUCCACGUGGUGAUGUACACGUACUACCUGAUGGCCUCCCUAAACAUCGGAGUGGCCAGACAUAUCAAACCGUUUAUUACGCGACUGCAGAUGACACAGUUUUUAGGGAUGCUUGGCCAGGGAUUUUAUCAUAUGUGCUUCUAUCAAGACUGCGAGUAUCCCAUUAGGAUUGCGGUGGUGUACAUGGUCUACAUUGUUUCAAUGUACGUCUUGUUUGAUCGAUUCGCGAAGCGUACUUAUGGCCAUAAGAAAGCGGGCAAGGAAGGCUCAAGUCAGAGUGCUCGGGUCGUAGGUGCUUCGCCGCGGGGAGGGGCGCGGAAGACAGAUUGA
This is a messenger RNA of Neospora caninum, 846 nucleotides long. RefSeq names its product elongation of very long chain fatty acids 4 protein. The record is from RefSeq and is a predicted model, not a curated record. NCBI's taxonomy places the organism in Eukaryota, Apicomplexa, Conoidasida, Eucoccidiorida, Sarcocystidae. The transcript is spliced from 4 exons. The coding region runs from base 1 to 846 and encodes 281 amino acids. Gene Ontology annotation, molecular function: fatty acid elongase activity. Gene Ontology annotation, cellular component: endoplasmic reticulum membrane. Gene Ontology annotation, biological process: very long-chain fatty acid biosynthetic process; fatty acid elongation, polyunsaturated fatty acid; fatty acid elongation, saturated fatty acid.